AUGGACUUUCGUAUCCGCAUUAUAGAUGGCUCACAAAGACGCUCGAGCAUCUCUGAAUCUAUUGACUACAAAAGUAUCGGCGGUAAACAAUAUCAAAUAGUUUGUUUUGGUAUUAAUGAAAAUGAUAUCAGAAUGCCGGUUGAUGUUGAUCCUUUACAAUCAAUAACUGAUUCAAUACAAUUCUUUGAUAUUGCUAACAAGUGUAUAGAGCACCUUGAACAAACAAAAUCUAUGGAUAUAUUCAUAAUCGUGUCUGAGCAACAAAUCGAUGAUUUUAUUUCACGAAUUCCUAUUCAAGAAAAUAUUCGACUAAUUUAUAUUAUACGUCAAAAUUAUGGAUCUGCUUCUUGCAUCAAAUAUCGCGAACAGACGAGAGAAUAUGGAAAAGUGAAACAAUGCAUUUAUACAAAUUUUGAUGAUUUAUUUAAAAGUCUCAAGAACGAUACGAUUUAUUAUUUAGUCAAUGCUGAACACUAUAACUUAGAUAUAGAAAAAAUCGAGAAAAGUGUAGAUUCUUUUAUCAAACCAUGGUUUCCAGAAUUUAUUGACAUCCUGUGCAAAAUAUCAUAUCCAGAAGAUCAACUUCAGAAGCUCGUACGUUUCUUAAGACUAUAUACAAAAUCGAACGAAGUUGAUACAUUUGAACGUGAAUAUAAGAUCAAAGGCGCUAUAUAUUAUUAUACAAAAGAAACUUUUAUAUAUCAAAUAUUAAAUGAACAACUCCGUCAACAUCUUUAUCAAGAACUUAAUGCAGCACACAAGGAAUUAAUUCAGGAGUUUUCCAAUCAAACACAUUUGCCUUCAUUGUAUCGCGGUCAAAUGAUGCCUAAAAGUGUUAUUGAUGGAUUACUUAGCAAUAUAUAUAUUCAGAAUAUGCAGAUAUUUUCUUCGUCAUUCGAGAAGAAUGUGUCGUUGAUGUUUCGAAAUUUAGAAUUAACACAAAAUUCUUUUGUGCAGAACGUGUUAUUUGAAAUUAAAGUAGAUUUAAGAACAAGAACGGCUCCGUAUGCUGACAUCCAUAAGCAGAGUCACUUUCAAGAUGAACGCGAAGUUUUGUUUAUGGUUGGAAAUCGAUUUCGGGUGGAAAAUGUCAAAUUUGAUGAAAAAGAAAACUAUUACUUAGUUAACUUGGUCUUAUUGAAUGAUUUCGAACCAAUAGAUUUGCGAAUAUCGAAAGAUUAUUGCGACAGGCGAAACCUUAAAAACUGCAUAAGCACAUUGGCAUUUCAAAUGUAUCAUAUACCAGAGACAGAUUUGAUUGUGUUUUUCGAUGAAUUAAUGAAGUUGUACCCGUCGGAAAAAUGGAUCGCAGCUGUAAUGAAUUUUCGUCAAGGUCAAUAUCAGCAAUACGAAAAAAAGGAUUAUCACAGAGCGUCAGCGAAAUAUGACUGUGCAUUAAAAAUUUGGUUGUCUUUUAACAAUGAUAUUGAUUUAAAUUGUUCUAUUGAUAUCGGUCACGUUUAUCACCAGCUCGGUGUUUGUCAUCAAUCUUUAGAAAAUGCGUAUAGCACUAUUACGGAGACUUUCGAUAACGCCCAAACAUCUUAUUUGAAGGCAGAUGAGAAUUCUCGAUCAGAGCAUGAGCGAACUGAAAUUUUAAACUAUUUGGCUUAUAUCUAUACUCGCCAAAUGGAGUUAUAUUCACAAGAUAUUCAAAUGAUGAGAGAAUAUGGCUCAAAGGCAAAUGAUUAUAGAAGAAAAUUUAUUGAAAAAAUUAAUCAAAACGAAUUAUAUGAUAGGUUGAUAGUUUCUGAAAGUCAUAUGUUAAUGGCAGUGAACUACGAAAAAAUGAAGGACUAUGACGGAAUGUUAAAUAGUUAUAAAAUGGCACUCGAUAUUUAUCAACAACAAGAUAAGAAAAAGGACUUUAAGUCAGCAAUCAUUUAUCAAGAGUUAAAGCACAAUAUUCGAUUACAAUAUAAUGAACCAAAGGAAGGAGAUAGUGAGAUAACAUUACGUCACAAGAAGCAGCGAACACAAAGCAGUCAUCUUGAAUUAGCUAAACUAUAUGAAAAAGACAAUCAAGAUACUUUAGCGUUGAAGUACAAAGUGUUAGCAAAUGUUUCAGAAGAAGACGAAAUAGCAGAUGAGACAACCGCAAUUCCUAUCAUUUUAGAUAUAUAA
Molecule: messenger RNA, 2124 nt
Organism: Adineta ricciae
Lineage: Eukaryota; Metazoa; Rotifera; Eurotatoria; Adinetida; Adinetidae
Source: the annotation of a GenBank genome assembly